This is a messenger RNA of Thamnophis sirtalis, 3543 nucleotides long. NCBI's taxonomy places the organism in Eukaryota, Metazoa, Chordata, Lepidosauria, Squamata, Natricidae. The record is from RefSeq and is a predicted model, not a curated record.
ACCAGAGAAAUUGGCUCUGCUUUAACCAGAAUGUGCAUGCGACAUCGAAGCAUUGAGUCCAAGCUCAGGCAGUUUUCAAGUGCUUUAAUUGACUGUCUGAUAAACCCACUUCAAGAGCAGAUGGAAGAAUGGAAGAAAGUGGCCAAUCAACUGGAUAAAGACCAUGCAAAAGGGAGAGGAGACAUCCAACCUCAGCUGGACAGUGCCCUGCAGGACGUGAACGAUAAAUAUCUUCUCCUUGAAGAAACGGAAAAACAGGCUGUUAGAAAAGCACUGAUUGAAGAACGUGGCCGAUUCUGUUCAUUUAUUUCUAUGCUGCGUCCUGUAAUUGAAGAAGAAAUAUCAAUGCUGGGAGAAAUAACUCAUCUACAGACCAUAUCGGAAGAUCUGAAAAGCCUCACCAUGGACCCACACAAGCUGCCAUCAUCAAGUGAACAGGUAAUUCUCGAUUUGAAAGGUUCCGACUACGGCUGGUCCUAUCAGACUCCUCCUUCUUCUCCUAGCACCACCAUGUCCAGAAAAUCCAGCGUGUGCAGCAGAAUUCGUCCAGCUCUGCCUCUUCUGAAGCCUCUGAGACCUGCCAGUCAGUGAGUGAGUGCAGCUCCCCCACCUCUGUCAGUUCAGGCUCCACCAUGGCGGCUUGGGCCUCCACAGAAAAGUUGUCUAAUGGGUAUUAUCACUGUAGUUUACCCAGUGGCUCAUCUUUAGCCCCAGUUGGUGUGGGUUCUUUCCCUCAUAUUCCGUCUGUCUCUCACGCAUGGACCCGGGCCACCUCCUCCACCCUCCUUCCAGACUACGCUCAUUAUUACACCAUUGGGCCAGGCAUGUUACCAUCACCUCAGAUUCCUAGUUGGAAGGAGUUUCAGAUUACGACUACUUUUCGGUGAGUGGCGAUCAAGACACCGAGCAGCAAGAAUUCGACAAGUCUUCAACUAUUCCAAGGAACAGCGACAUCAGCCAGUCUUACCGUCGCAUGUUCCAUGCCAAGCGUCCUGCUUCCACGGCGGGCCUCCCGACCACCCUUGGCCCUGUGAUCGUCACACCGGGUGUGGCCACCAUCCGGCGGACGCCUUCCACCAAACCAGCGGUAAGGCGCGGGACCAUUGGCGCGGGACCAAUUCCCAUUAAGACCCCCGUGAUUCCCGUUAAGACUCCAUCUGUGCCAGACGUGCCGGCGGGGCUCCCUGGUUUCCCGAGUGGGGCAGAAGAAAGCUCCGAGCAAAGUCCCGAGGCUGGAGGGGGCAGCACCCCUACUGUAUGUACCUCCUCGUGGAGUGGGCAAGCAACAGCCAGCCUUCCCCCCGUCGGUCAGAAACCGAGCAGCAUAGAGGAUCAGAGACCGUUGGCGGCUGAAAACGAGGGAGAGGAGAAUGAAAGAGAAGACGUCAGCAUCACUGCUCCCCCAUGCCAACCCACUGUGCCCCAUACAGGCGGGCAGAACCCGGCGGAGGCCCCGCAGGGAGAAGACAUGCUGAAUGCUAUCCGCAGGGGCGUUAAGCUGAGGAAGACCACCACGAACGAUCGCUCAGCACCCCGUAUUUCCUAGAUGCUGAAUCACUGCCCAAGUUGAGUGAAAAAAGAGACGGACCUUACCUGAUGCUAUCAUCUUUGUGUCUUGGUCCAUUAUUGUACAAUCAAGAUUUUUCUAGGAGAGACAGCUGGCAGUGGUCUCUAAAAAUGGGAGGGGAGGUUAGAAUUGGCCAGGUUGAAAUGCUUAAAGGAACAUCUUCCUGACUAUUGAUUAUUAUUAUUAUUAUUUUUCUUUGUAAAGCUGGCUGAUUAUAUUUUCCCCUGCACAUUUUCUAAUUCUCUCAGUUCCUCCUCCCCCACCCCCCCAUCCCCUAAGGUGCCAAAAUCCCAUUUAACCUUUUAAUAACUCUUUGUAAAGUGUAUUCAUUCACAAAAGGAUGGUUAUAAGAAAUGUCAAGUAGUUAAAAUUUUAGCAAGGGCAAGUGGGGGCGGGGGGAGGGGGGUGUUGGCCGGUGGUAAUGCAGUUCUCCCUCUUGGGCGGUUUUCGUAGAGCACCUUGUCAAGUCAUAGUGGGAGUCUCAAACCGGUGUUUGUUUUCUUGUACAAAGUUCCUAGCAAGAACACACCUCCUUAACUGAAAUAACAGCGGGCUGUUCUCCUGCCCCAAAAGCAGGAAACGGAAGCUGAUUAAAGCAAUAUAUAUAUAACAAGAAAAGAGAGAGAGAGAGAGAGAGAACGGCUGUAUUUGGUUAAUUUUUAGGGAUUAGGAAGGGAGGAGUUUAAUUUCUUGCACAAAAAUGUAGCCUAGCAGGUAGUUUCAUUGUAAAUGCAUCCAAAUAAGCCAUAAUGAAUUAACAGUGUUCAUUUUAAGUAAGGUUUUUCAAAAGACUUCUGGAUACUCCCUGCUAGCUAUUUUUUCCUAUGUUGGCCUUGCAAAAAAGGACCAUGUUAAGAUUUCUUGCCUCUGUAAAACCAAUAUGCGGUAUGCUUUCAUUUCCGGUCAUCGUAAAACCUCGUUAAUCUGUUUUGUACCAUCCUGGCAACAGGCUUAAAUUUUACAUAUUCCUCUCUUCACUUUGUUGUUCCUUGAAAGAAGUAAAAAGAACACAACAUAUAAAGCAAGACACGGUGAAGGCAGGAGGGUGUCUACUUGGUUAGAAAAAAUAAUAAUAAAGAGCAAAAAAAAAAAUUAAAAGAAAACCAGGGAGCUCUGAAUUAUAACUUUAUACCUUUUACUGGCUGUGCCCAGCAGGCUGGGUAGCCAAAUAAAUGGAAAAAACCUUUUCCCCAAGGACUUUUGACAAAACAACUCAUAGAUGAACGGGCAAGUAACUGGGAACUCCAGUAAAACUGCAAAUGUUACUUUUAAGUGGAGGAGGGGGGGUGUUUUUCCAAAACAGCAGUUUGGGUACAAAAUCUGGGGAUCGGGAAGGGACGGGAACAUUCUAGGUUUUAUUUAUUAUAGCGGGAGGGACAUUCACAACUGAUUUCCUUUUUAUUCCACUCAAUUAUUGGGGAGGGGGGGGAGCACCGCUGAUAAAUUUAUAAGAUUUCCUUUUCUUAAUAUGAACAUUGCCGUGGUAUUUUCCGUUUCAUGGGGUCAGUAGAAAUGUGCAUAACUCAGGCACCCCCCCCUUCCCUCCCUCCCAGUGUUUUCAGUUUUGUGGCUUUCUGUUUUUUCAUUUUUUUAAAAAAAGCAUUCUGCAGUCCAACUGGAUACCGUCUGCCUUAUUUCUACAUGGGCGAUGCUAGCAGAAUUCUUGACUUCAGAGGGAUGUGUUUGUGGCCGCAGCGAUGCGCCCCCACUCAUCGUGGAAGGAGCUGGGUUGUGAGUGCACGCAAAACACACACAAUCUCUUCCACCACUGGACACUCGGGAGAUUCGUAUUGGCUGCCAUCUUGCCUACGUAAACAACUUCUUAUGCUUUAAAAUACAUAACUGCAUUGGAUGUGAGUUGUAUCGUAAACCUGUUUAUAGUCACUGUGUUCUGUAUACAUUUACACAGCUGUGGUUGCUUAACACUUUUUCAUUAUGGCAUCGGAAGCGAAAAGUGCAAAAACGAAAAAAAAAAA